AUCGAAGAUUUUGGAAAAGAUCAAUUUUAGAACAACAUGACGACGUCAAAAUUGGAAUAAAGAACACAAUUUUGGGCAAGCAAAAAAAGAUUCGUAAGUUCUUUCCAGAGACCUGGCUUUGGGCAGACUUCAAGCUCAAUGACUCGUCCGUAAUACAAACCAUGGAAGUGCAAGUUCCUGAUAACAUCAAAAGUUGGGUUGCAAAUGGGUUUGCAAUGUCAUCUUUGUACGGAAUGGGGAUCUCAAAUCAAGCAACAUUGAAAGCAUUCCAACCUUUCUUUGUUCACUUGACGAUGCCAUAUUCUGUAAUCCGUGGGGAAAGAAUACCCAUCACAGUGACUGUAGUUAACUACAUGUCCUCCUGUAUUCCAGUAAAGCUUGAAUUAAGUCGCAAGACAAGAGAUUAUAAAGUGACUUCUUUUCAUAUCAAAAAGUUGUGCGUGUGUGCGGAUAGCGGAAAAUCAACACAGUAUGAAAUUAUACUUAAAAAUAUUGGCCAUGUACCGAUUACGGUUAAAGCCACAACAUCUUCAGCAAAGCUUUGUCCUCCCCCGACUUUGUAUGCGACUGAUACGGUUACCAGAAACUUGCUGGUGGAGCCGGAAGGAAUAAAACAACAAUAUAACAAAGGGACCUUCUUUUGCUCUUCUGAACAAGGGAAUUAUGGCGAGGCAAUCGAAUUACCUUUGCCGACUGAUGUCGUUCCAGGAUCAGUACUACCAAAAAUAUCGAUUGUUGGUGACAUAAUGGGCCCGGCUCUGGCAAAUUUUGAUGGGUUGUUGAGCAUGCCAGGUGGUUGCGGGGAACAAAACUUGGCUAAAUUUGCGCCGAACAUUUAUAUUUUGGAUUACCUUACGGCAACAAAUCAAAUAACAAAGAAGACUAAAGAGGACGCGCUAAGAUAUAUAACCACAGGAUACCAGAAGGAAUUAAGAUACAGACGAGGAGAAGGUGAAUACAGUGCAUUUGGAUCCAGAGACAGGAAAGGAAGUGGGAUGAUAACGGCAUUCCUAAUUCGUUUAUAUGCACGAGCGCGGAGGCAUGUGUUCGUUGACGAAGAUGAAAUCAAACAAAGCGUUGGAUGGUUGAAGCAAAAGCAAAAAUCGUCGGGUUGUUUCCCAGUAAAUGGUCAGGUUUUUGAUCGAUCACUUCAGGGUGGGGUGCAUCGUGAACUUAUCAUAACAGCCUACACCACAAUCGCCUUAUUGGAAGCUGGCUUUAAAAACACGACGAUGGUAUCAAACGCUCUGGAUUGUAUUCUGGGAAAACUUGAUGAUACUAUUCUAAACGCCUACGCUACUUCCUUAGCGACAUACACAUUGAUAUUGGCAGAUCAUCCUAAAGGAGGAAUAAUGUUGUCUCGUUUGAAAAACAUGGCAAUCAGUUUGAAAGGCGGACAACUCUACUGGUCAGCAAAAAGCACAGGUUCUGGUGCCUCUGAUAGAGGUACAUUCAGUUCAGUUGCCGCUGACGUAGAAACCACUGGAUAUGCUUUAUUGUCCUACCUCCACCACAAAGAACACAGUGAAGACGUAACCAAGAUUGUCAAGUGGUUAUCAAAGCAACGCAAUCAUCGGGGUGGAUUUUCUUCCACACAAGAUACUUGUGUAGCACUUCAGGCUCUCUCUGAAGUUGCUGAAAUAUAUUAUUGGGGAAACACGCUGAUGAACCUGACCAUAUCCGCGAUUAUAAACAAUAGAUUCUCGCAAGAAUUUGUCAUCACUGACAAUAACAGGUUGAUAUUACAACGGUCGAAAAUUCCAAGAAAACUCCUGCCAAAUACUCUGACAUUAAAUGCAUCUGGUUCGGGAUGUGCUUUUGUGCAGGUAUCGGUGAAAUACAAUGUACCUGCUAUUGAAACACCGUCGGCGUUUGAUCUUAAGACUUCCGUUCAUCGUCGCGAUGCAAGAGAGGAAGAAGAAACUACCUCAUGUCAUCCAUUGCGACUGCAAAUUGAAGCAAAAUGGCUCAAAAAAGAUGUUUCCAAUAUGGCAAUAGUGGAUGUUAAACUUGUGUCUGGAUUUACCGUGAACAAAAUGUCUCUGGAAUUGAAAUUAAGACACUCAAAAAAUGUUGCUUCAUGCUCAACUCGUUCAAACAAUGAUGAAACACACUUAAAAAGAUACGAAAUUGAUGGACAACGUGUUAUCCUUUAUUUUAACAAGAUAAAGGCUAUGAUUUUCUCGCUGGAUAUAAUACAGAGUACUGUGGUGAAGAACGCCCAACCGGGAGUUGUCAGUGUUUAUGAUUAUUACGAUCCAGAUAGCCAAGGGAAAAUUUUGUACAACAUCACUGAAAAUGACUGCCAUGGAAAGGAAAGAAAAGGAUGUCCAUUGACACCUUGUGGUUCUCACAGUUACUGUACAAAUAUCAAUGGUUCCUACACCUGCCAAUGUGAAUCAGGCUAUACAUCUUCCAACGGUGGACAAUCUUGUACAGCUACUGAAUGUCCUGAGGACUGGAAAAAAAUCGACGGCCUUUGCUUUUACAUUAGCAAUGACACUGCGUCUUCAUGGAAUAGUGCACGAGAUGACUGUCGUGAACGUGGCGGCCAUUUGACGGUUCCAACCAACUCCGAAAUGAAUGGUAUUGUCCUACAUGCCAUCCAGCAACGUAACAUUGAAUCAGUAUGGAUUGGCGUUUAUAGGAAAUAUGAAAGAAAGUUCUACGAAGUGGGUGGUGAUGAGAUAUUUUACCACAACUGGGAAUACAUGGAGCCAAACAACGUAGGUGGGCAGGAAAACUGCGUCGAAUUGCGAAACCUACCCCAUUUUUCAAAAAAAGGGGGAUGGAAUGAUGUGCCAUGUAACAGGAGCGAUCUUCAUUACGUUUGUCAACGUUGUUUAUAAGCAUGCCGCAGCAAAUAUACAAUUAUUGCAGUAAUGGAGGAUAAUUUCCCAGAAAAGAUUAAAAUAGCGUGAUUGGAAUAUAACUCUUAGACUUAUUCUUGCUAAUGGUAGUUUUCUUUUGAUUCAAAUUUGUACUUAAUUGA
Messenger RNA from Dendronephthya gigantea, 2992 nucleotides. Its product is annotated as C3 and PZP-like alpha-2-macroglobulin domain-containing protein 8. The annotation marks the transcript as partial. The transcript is spliced from 19 exons. The record is from RefSeq and is a predicted model, not a curated record. NCBI's taxonomy places the organism in Eukaryota, Metazoa, Cnidaria, Anthozoa, Malacalcyonacea, Nephtheidae. Gene Ontology annotation, molecular function: endopeptidase inhibitor activity; calcium ion binding. Gene Ontology annotation, cellular component: extracellular region.